AUGCAGCCCGCAAUGAUGAUGUUCUCUAGCAAAUACUGGGCCAGACGGGGCCUUUCUUUGGAUUCAGCUGUGCCCCAGGAACAUCCGCUACAUGGCAACAUCACUCUAAACAGAACCAAUUCUGGUAAAAAUGAUGAUAAAAAGGGUAAUAAAGGUGCAGGCAAGAAUGAAUCAACAUCAGAAGGCGGCAAGACGGCUGUAGUAUUUUCUUUGAAAAAUGAAGUUGGUGGCUUGGUAAAAGCUCUCAGACUUUUCCAGGAGAAGCAUGUGAGUAUGGUUCACAUUGAAUCGAGAAAAUCCAAGAGAAGGAGUUCAGAGGUAGAAAUUUUUGUGGACUGCGACUGCAGCAAGAAAGAAUUCAAUGAGCUCAUCCAGUUGUUAAAGUAUGAAACGAACAUUGUAACUCUGAAUCCACCAGAAAACAUUUGGACUGAUGAGGAAGAGCUUGACUGUGUUCCUUGGUUCCCCAGGAAGAUUGCUGAAUUAGACAAAUGUUCCCAAAGAGUUCUAAUGUAUGGCUCCGAACUGGAUGCAGAUCACCCUGGAUUUAAGGACAACGUCUAUCGACAGAGAAGAAAAUAUUUUGUAGAUAUUGCCAUGAGUUAUAAAUACGGCCAGCCAAUCCCUAGAGUGGACUAUACAACUGAAGAAAUAAAAACUUGGGGUGUUGUUUUCCGAGAACUUACAAAACUCUACCCGACUCACGCUUGUCGAGAAUAUUUGAAAAACUUCCCUUUGCUGACAAAGCACUGUGGCUAUAGAGAGGACAAUGUCCCUCAGCUGGAGGAUGUGUCUAUGUUUCUUAAAGAAAGGUCUGGCUUCACAGUCAGACCAGUUGGUGGAUAUUUGUCACCCCGUGACUUCUUAGCAGGACUCGCCUAUCGAGUAUUCCACUGUACGCAGUACAUACGCCAUGGCUCUGACCCUCUCUACACUCCUGAACCGGAUACAUGCCACGAGCUCCUGGGACAUGUGCCUCUGCUUGCUGACCCUAAAUUUGCCCAGUUUUCCCAAGAGAUUGGAUUGGCUUCCCUGGGCGCAUCUGAUGAGGAUGUCCAAAAACUUGCCACUUGUUAUUUUUUCACCAUUGAAUUCGGCCUCUGUAAGCAAGAUGGACAACUACGAGCCUAUGGAGCUGGUCUUCUGUCUUCCAUUGGAGAACUCAAGCAUGCUCUGUCUGAUAAAGCCAAUGUGAAAACAUUUGAUCCAAAGACAACCUGCUUGCAAGAAUGCCUUAUCACGACUUUCCAGGAAGCGUAUUUUGUCUCAGAAAGUUUUGAAGAAGCCAAAGAAAAGAUGAGAGACUUUGCAAAAUCAAUCAACCGUCCCUUUUCUGUAUAUUUCAACCCAUACACUCAAAGCAUCGAAACCCUGAAAGACACUAGAAGUAUUGAAAAUGUUGUCCAGGAUCUUCGGAGUGACCUUAACACAGUGUGUGAUGCUUUAAGCAAAAUGAACAGAUAUUUGGGGAUAUGA
Molecule: messenger RNA, 1476 nt
Organism: Elgaria multicarinata webbii
Lineage: Eukaryota; Metazoa; Chordata; Lepidosauria; Squamata; Anguidae
Gene: TPH2
Product: tryptophan hydroxylase 2
Exons: 11
Coding region: 1-1476 (491 amino acids)
Biological process (GO): serotonin biosynthetic process; aromatic amino acid metabolic process
Cellular component (GO): neuron projection
Molecular function (GO): tryptophan 5-monooxygenase activity; iron ion binding
Source: RefSeq, a predicted model, not a curated record